AUGAUGCCUACUGAUGUUUUAAAAGGGCAGUCUCCUUAUCAAAAUUUUCACAAAACCAGACCCAAGCUUGACCAUUUGAGAACAAUAGGCUGUUUGUGCUAUGCCACUAAGCUAAUCAAUGAUGAUAAGUUUGACCCUAGAGCUGAUGUUUGUGUCAUGAUGGGAUAUUCAUCUACUCAGAAAGGGUAUGUGAUAUACAAUUUGAGCCUCAAGAAGUUUAUAGUGGGCAGGGAUGUCACUUUCAAGGAACAAGACAGACUGGUUGAUGAUGAUGAUAUGUUUAAUGCCACACUUGAGUUUACUGAUUCUCAUAAUCCUAACAAUGAUGUCGACCAUGCAGCUCAGCUACCAAACUUUGAACAUGUUCCAUUAGUGGUUCCAGAGAACACAUGUGUUGAUGUUUUAGCUAUGGACAAUGGUGAACUAGGUAUUCAGAAUGUUGCAACACACAUAACUUUUACCAGAGUGUCUCAUCCACCUGUUUGGAUGAAGGAUUGUGUUGCUCAUAUGACUGAUUCCCCACAUCCAUAUUCACUGGCUAACUACAUGACUUAUGAUAAAUUGUCUUCUACAUAUCAAGCUUAUUUAAGUGAUUUAUCUGCUGACAAAGAACCUCGAACCUCUUAA
Solanum tuberosum (potato) is the source of this 627-nucleotide messenger RNA. RefSeq lists its product as uncharacterized. Lineage: Eukaryota; Viridiplantae; Streptophyta; Magnoliopsida; Solanales; Solanaceae. The transcript has a single exon. The record is from RefSeq and is a predicted model, not a curated record. Bases 1 to 627 code for a protein of 208 amino acids.